AUGGAGAUGCAUGGCAAUACAAGCUAUUGGAUAUGUUGGAAAGGAAGUGUAAUUGUGAAGAACAUUGUUUGUGGGACACCGAAGCACGAAUAUUCUUGCUUGCCAGCUUUUUCCCACAUAGUUGAGUUAUUGAAUCUCGGUUCGUCUUAUUCUAUCAUGGUUAAGAAGAUGAAUGGAUCAUUUGUGAACUACUUUUUAGAUUUUGGAUAUUAUAUAUGGGGAUAUUCCCAUAUGAGAAAGGACACCAAAAAUCAUGUCCAUCCAAUUGCCUUUUGUGUUGUGGAUAAAGAGAAUGAUGCUUCUUGGACCUUCUUCUUCGAGAAGUUAAAGUCUAUAGUAGAAGAUGAUCCAGAUUUAUGUGUCAUCUCCGAUAUGCACAUUACCAUUGCCAAUGCCUUCUUUCGUGUUUACAAUCGUGCGCAUCAUGGACUUUGCAUGAGGCACCUUGCUGAAAAUGUUUGUGUAAAUCAACACUGUGGAGAGCAUCUUUAUCUAUUCUAUACCUCGGCAAAGGCAUAUUAUUUUAAUGAGUGUAGCGAGCAUUUUGCAAAAUUCAAGGAUAAAUAUCUCGAGAUAGCACAUAUCCUGGAAAAUGUGUUUGGUUUUGAAAAGUGGAGUAGAGCACACUUCCCGGGCAAUAGGUACAAUGUGAUGACCACAAACAUCAUUGCAUCACUCAACUCAUUGUUGACGGAUGAACGAAAGUACCCCGUGUCGUACAUAUUCAAUUCAAUUGCUAAAAAAUUUGGUGAAAAUUUCAGGGAGUGGCAUGCAUUUGUCGGUAGUUCAAACAAUAAAUUUGUGCCUUGUGCGGAAAAGAUCUUAAGGGGUAAUAAGAGCAUGAGCGAUUCCUUGUAUGUAACUAAUGCGAAUGGGGAUCUCGAUCAAUUCACCUUGUUCAGCAGUGGUGUUACUUCCAAGGUCAAUCUCUUGGAUAGAAGUUUUUUUGUAUGA
Molecule: messenger RNA, 954 nt
Organism: Capsicum annuum
Lineage: Eukaryota; Viridiplantae; Streptophyta; Magnoliopsida; Solanales; Solanaceae
Exons: 2
Coding region: 1-954 (317 amino acids)
Source: RefSeq, a predicted model, not a curated record